Molecule: messenger RNA, 3144 nt
Organism: Rhineura floridana
Lineage: Eukaryota; Metazoa; Chordata; Lepidosauria; Squamata; Rhineuridae
Gene: DNAJB11
Product: DnaJ heat shock protein family (Hsp40) member B11
Exons: 10
Coding region: 150-1226 (358 amino acids)
Biological process (GO): protein folding; protein maturation
Cellular component (GO): endoplasmic reticulum
Molecular function (GO): misfolded protein binding
Source: RefSeq, a predicted model, not a curated record
GUGGUUGGCCAGAGGCGGGUGAGAGGAGCAUGCUGUGCCGGGUCCUGAUUGGUCGGUUUGCUUCACCGGGUUCUCUUUCGUGCCUAUGGUUACCGGCGAAAGGGUGAGGUGUGGGAUACGCGCGGAACCUGUUCGACGAGACCCCCGCCAUGUCACCCCGCUCCCUUGGCGGGCUUCUCCUACUGCUGCUGUGUCUGCUCGGAUCUGCCGUCGCCGGGAGAGAUUUCUACAAGAUCUUGGGGGUGCCUCGCAGUGCAUCUGUGAGAGACAUUAAAAAGGCCUACCGAAAAUUGGCUCUACAGCUUCACCCAGACCGAAACCUUGAUGAUCCACGUGCACAGGAAAAAUUCCAGGAUCUUGGGGCUGCCUAUGAGGUAUUGUCUGAUGAAGAAAAGCGAAAACAGUAUGAUGCAUAUGGAGAAGAAGGUUUGAAAGAGGGUCACCAGAGUUCCCAUGGAGAUAUUUUUUCACAUUUCUUUGGAGACUUUGGUUUCAUGUUUGGAGGUAAUCCUCGUCAGCAAGACAGAAACAUUCCAAGAGGAAGUGACAUCAUUGUGGACCUAGAAGUUACACUGGAAGAAGUGUAUUCAGGAAAUUUUGUGGAAGUUAUUCGAAACAAGCCGGUAGCGAGGCAGGCACCAGGCAAGCGGAAAUGCAAUUGCCGGCAGGAGAUGAAGACAACCCAGCUAGGCCCAGGACGUUUCCAGAUGACCCAAGAAGUUGUUUGUGAUGAGUGUCCCAAUGUCAAGCUUGUGAAUGAAGAGCGAACCCUAGAGGUAGAGAUAGAACCUGGUGUGAGGGAUGGCAUGGAAUAUCCCUUUAUGGGGGAAGGUGAACCCCAUGUUGAUGGAGAGCCAGGUGACUUGCGCUUCCGAAUAAAAGUUCUCAAGCACCCAGUUUUUGAGCGAAGAGGAGAUGAUUUAUAUACAAAUGUGACUAUCUCACUGGUUGAGGCUCUUGUGGGUUUUGAAAUGGACAUUUCCCAUUUAGAUGGGCAUAAGGUGCAUGUUGCCCGGGAUAAAAUCACAAAGCCUGGAGCCAAGCUGUGGAAGAAAGGAGAAGGUCUUCCCAACUUCGACAACAACAACAUUAAAGGAUCUCUAAUAAUUACAUUCGAUGUAGACUUUCCCAAAGAGCAGCUGACAAGUGAACAACGGGAAGGUCUCAAACAACUGUUGAAACAGAAAUCGGUGCAGAAGGUAUACAAUGGACUGCAGGGAUAUUAAGAUUGGUGACAAAUGAACUUUGUUGCAGAUGAGUGAAAUCAGUGCUGUAAACUGCAGACUUCUGGGCGUUGUAGAACAAAGCUGAGGGGUGUUGGAGUGACUGCUGAGACUUCUAUUUUUACAAAUAGUGAGGGUAAUUCGGGGACAGAUCAGAAGACGGUAAAAGAAAUUUCCUUAUUAGCGACACAACUGGUGCUCUAUCUGGAGCAGUCAGGCUCCAGCAGUUGAGAAAUGUGAGGCAUUUCAAUUCAAAUACCACGUUGAAAUUCUGGUUUUAAAAUAUAUUUUGAUGUUACUUUUUCUUGCCCCACUGAGUGAAUUUUCAUAACUCGUUCACAGUCCCUCUGUUUUGCUUGGUAUCACCUCUGUUUCAGACAUUUAACCACAAGGGUCCUUUGCUGUUAACAUUUUGAUUUUUGGGUCCAAUUUGGAAACUAUUGGUAAAAAUAUUUCCUCACUGUCCUGAUUUUUGUAAACACCUAAUCCUCUUACCUAUCAUUCUAAUAGAUUUGAGGCAUGAGAGACCCUUAUCUCUGCAAAUUUCCAUUGUUAUCUGCAUUGUCCUCUCUUUAGGGUUCUGAUAACUGUCCAGAUGCUUCCUGUUUAUACUGUGGAAGUGUACUGUAGUCUUUGCCACUACCCACUUUUGCAUUUAGGUCUUCACAAGCACUGCUACAAUAUGUGAAGCUGCCCAUGAAAGUUUGGCAGCUUACUAUGCAUCUCUCAAGAUUGGCAGCUGUUACCUACACUGAAUUUCCUUUAUAGGCUAGUGAAUGUGUAAUGGAUUUGUAAUAUGUGGUUUUGUAAACAGACACUCCAGCAAGCAAAGGCUAUGCAGUCCUGCAGGCAUAGCAAUUAGUUUCAACACCUGGAUAGAAAUGGCUUACCCUUUGUCCUGUGGGGUGGUAGAGAUAAGACUCACAAACAAAGAGCCUUGUUGCUGAUAGACAAUUUGAGCCAUGCAUCGAAAUAGAAAUGUACUCCCCUAUAUCCACCUUUACACAGCCACUGCUGCUUUUCCCAUUUCUUCCAAAGAACUGUAUAAAAAACUUCCUCCCUAGCCUCUGGUUCAACAAAUUUAGUUUUUGCAUUUUAUGCAACUGAUUUAAGCCAAGAUACUCCUGUAGCCUUCUUGGAAACCAUAGGGCCAAUUCAUGUUUUACAUGACAAGUAUGUUGGCAGCAAUAAACACCAUAAAGCCUGAAGUGGACGUGUGAGAACUAGGCAGCCUAGGACCCUUGGGGCUUCCCACUUUUACAAACAAUUGUCUCCAUUUCACACUGCAUAUGGUACUGUAUUCCUGCAAACACUGGCAUAUAUGCAAUACACACGUUUGCAUCUGACUUUGCCCUUGGUUCUAACUGCUUAGCAAGCCUUUCAGAACUUGUUGAUUGCACAUGCAUUCAUUCAAGACACAAUGACUUGGAAUGGCAUUUAGUUCUUCCUUUCUCAUCCAAGUUGUCUCUUGGCUAACGAGCACAGCAGUCUUAAAAUCUUGCAUUUAUCUGCCCUGGAAUGAGGUAGGGUGCGUGUGUGUGUGUUGCAAUAUGGCUCAUGUUUUGUUCUCCUUGUAAAAGGCUGGCUGGAUCUUUUUCUUUGUGGAUCAGCUCCUUGCAUUGGAUAGCGUGCAUCAAUGUUUAUUUUCUGUUUAAAGAUGAAAGUAUUGUAUUGGUAGCCGCUAAUACUAUCUGAAUCAACAGCCACUGAAGUUACAAAUAGAAGUGUAUUGUCACUAUAAUCUGUGCGAACAGAGCGCUAGAGAUGAGUUAGCAGUGAAAGUGUCCACAUAACUGUUUAUAAAUUGGAAUGAUUUUAUAAAAAUAUCCAACAGUUGUUAACAUUCAGAAAGCCAACCACAUCCCAUCCUUUCUCCUAUUGCUGAAAAUAUUUUUGUGCAUAAAGUGAAGAGACAAAAAGA